GUAACUUUUUGCCUGCUGUCAAUACCAGUCCCCACAAACAAUUUCGUUUCCUUUUCCAUGUGGCAUGGUGUCGGCGUAAGUUGCCGAAUAAGCAACCACAAUGCCGCAGAACGAAUAUAUCGAACGCCACCAAAAGCUAUACGGUAGGAGGCUCGAUUAUGAAGAGCGGAAGAGAAAACGCGAAGCGCGUGAGCCUCACAAGCGUGCUGAGAAGGCUCGCAAGCUGCGCGGUAUCAAGGCCAAGAUCUAUAACAAGGAACGCCGCAAUGAAAAGAUUCAGAUGAAAAAGAAAAUCAAAGCACAUGAGGAAAAGAAUGUCAAACAGAACACUGAGAAGGUGGCUGAAGGUGCACUGCCUGUGUACCUUCUGGACAGAGAUGUCCAGUCCCGGGCAAAGGUACUGUCCAACAUGAUCAAACAGAAACGUAAAGAAAAGGCUGGAAAAUGGGAUGUACCUAUACCCAAAGUCAGGGCACAGGCUGACGCAGAAGUAUUCAAAGUACUUAAGUCAGGAAAGACCAAAAGAAAAGCAUGGAAACGUAUGGUCACUAAAGUCACAUUUGUAGGAGAAAACUUCACACGUAAACCUCCUAAGUUUGAGAGAUUCAUCAGACCUAUGGCACUUCGGUUCAAGAAAGCUCAUGUCACACAUCCCGAGUUGAAAGCAACAUUCUGUUUACCAAUAAUCGGGGUAAAGAAGAACCCUAGCUCACAGAUGUACACAAGUCUGGGAGUGAUAACAAAGGGUACUGUUAUUGAAAUCAACAUUUCCGAACUUGGUCUGGUGACACAGGCUGGUAAAGUUGUGUGGGGAAAAUAUGCUCAAGUUACCAACAACCCAGAGAAUGAUGGCUGCAUCAAUGCUGUACUCUUAGUGUAAUAUUAUUGUUAAAUUUUACCACCUGACAACUACUCAGCUGUAAAAGCUGAUUGAAACUAAAUGUUAAUGUGUCUUUGAUUUGAAUCUACAAUUCCAAGAGAAUGAUUAUAAUGUUACAGAUAUAAUUUAUUGUACUAUCUUGGCCGGUCAAUAAAUAUGUACUGUAAAAUACAA
Molecule: messenger RNA, 1054 nt
Organism: Spodoptera litura
Lineage: Eukaryota; Metazoa; Arthropoda; Insecta; Lepidoptera; Noctuidae
Gene: Ip259
Product: NSA2 ribosome biogenesis factor-like IP259
Source: RefSeq, a predicted model, not a curated record